AUGGCGGCUGGUGGGAUUUCUGCCGCUGAACAAGCCUGGCUUCAGGCUGCCCAAGCCUUCAUCCAAGAGACCUUGUGUCCAGCUGGCAAGGAGCCCAGUGUCCAGUUGACUCAGCUAGUGAUUGAUUGUGUGAAGACAAUCUGGUUGUCCCAGGGAAGGAAUCAGGGUUUUACACUGCCCCUCAGCUACAGUUUUGUCUCAGUACAGGACCUCAGGACCCACCAGCGUCUCCCAUGCUGCAGCCAUCUGGCCUGGAGCAGUAGUGCAUACCAGAUUUGGGCCCAAGAGGCUGGACCAGAUGGGGACCCCCUGCCCCGGGAGCGACUGUUACUUUUAGGGACAUUAACAGAUCUAUCAGGGGACUUGGAACAAGAGUGCAGGAAUGGAAGCCUCUCUGUGAAAGAUAACACUGGUAUUGUGGGCUGUGAGCUCAUAGAUCUGGACCUUUCUUGGCUGGGUCAUCUCUUCCUUUUCCCCAGUUGGAGUUACCUCCCUCCUACCAAGUGGCAUUCCUCAGGGGAAGGGCAUUUGGAGCUCUGGGGUGCCCCUGUACCAGUUUUCCCCUUGACUGUCAGUCCUGGUCCUGCCACACCGAUCCCUGUCCUCUACCCAGAGAUUGCUUCUCGCCUGCUCAGACACAAAAGCAAACACAGAGUUGUGCAGCCAAACCUGGCUGGGAAGCUGGUUCGAUUGAGUGCUCUGGUGAACAGUCACAGGAAAACGUAUUUUGUGCUCUCUUUUGGCAGUUCAUCCCCAGCUGUCAGCCAUGUGCCCGUUGUUGUACAGGUACCUGCCCAACUGGUAUGGCAUCGUGUCCUUCGGCCUGGUCAAGCCUAUGUGUUGACAGAACUGCGAGUAUCCAAGAUCCAUGAUCACCAUUACCAUGUUUGGACGACCAGUCCCUCCUCCCAACUGUUGCCACUGAAACCAGAAUGUGUGCAGGAGUUGGAACUGGAGCUGGAAGGACCCCCCUUGGAGGUUGACCCCAAGCCACUUCCUAUGCCCAGCAACUCUCUGGACAUGAAGGGGAAGAAAGAUCUUGUCCGGAACUCCAGACUUCUGUCAUAUUCUGGAAUGGUCACUAGCAUACUGAAUGAACCUGCUGGCCUCUAUGAGCUGGACGGGCAGCUGGGACUCUGUCUCGCCUACCAGCAAUUCCAUAGAUUCCGACAUGUGGUGCGACCAGGAGUCCAUCUGGAGCUCCAUGAUGCUCACCUUCUGCAGUCUGUGGGUGGAGGAACCAAAAGGCCAGUGCUUGCUAGCUGCCUUGGUGGUGCCGUCCAGUUUCGUCGCUUCUCUCGGCAGAAGCCCAAGAUUCAGUCAUCCCACCCAGCUCAUGGGGCCUCUCUGUAUGAGCAACUGGUGUGGGAACAUCAGUUAGGACUUCCUCUCUACCUGUGGGCUACCAAGGCCCUGGAGGAGCUGGCCUGCAAGCUUUGUCCCCAUGUGCUGAGACAUCACCAGUUCCUGAAGCAGCAUUCUCCAGGGAACCCCAGCCUGGGACUACAACUUCUGGCUCCUACCCUGGAUGUUCUAGCUGUGCCAGGCAGCCCCAUUCGGAAUGCACACAAGGAAAUUCUUGAAGAGCCGCAUCAUUGUCCCCUCCAGCAAUACGUUCGACUACACACUUCCUGUUCUUUCCCCACUCUGGCUAACCUCAAAGAGGAAGGGCAGUCCAGGGCCUGGGCCUCCUUUGACCCUAAGGCCCUUCUGCCCCUCCCAGAAGCUUCUCAUCUACCCAGUUGCCAGCUAAAUCACCGCCUGGCCUGGUCCUGCCUCUGCCUGCUGCCCUCUGCCUUCCACCCAACUCAGGUUUUGCUCGGGGUUCUUGUGGCUUCAUCUCGUAAAGGUUGUCUGCAGCUUCGGGACCAAAGUGGUUCCCUGCCCUGCCUGCUCCUGGCCAAGCACUCACAACCCAUCACUGACCCUCGGCUCAUAGGCUGCCUGGUGCAGGUAGAGAAGUUCCAGCUGGUUAUAGAGAGGGAUGUCAGAAGCAACUUCCCAUCCUGGAGGGAGCUGAGCAUGCCCGGCUUCAUCAAGAAGCAGCAGGCCAGAGUCUACGUCCAGUUCUGUUUGGCUGAUGCCCGCAUCCUGCCUGUGCCUAAACCCUUCCUUCACUCAUCCACCUCCUCAAGACUUCCACAAACAGAUUCCACCCACCCAGACAGACUCCACACAGGACAGAGCCGGUUAUUCUUGCUAUCCCACAAGGAGGCCCUAAUGAAGCGGAACUUCUGUGCUUCCCCAGGAGCUAAUCUGGAGGAGCCCAAGCCCACCCUCAGUUUCCAUGUGUCAGGGAACUGGCUUGGGUGCACCCAGAGGAAAGAAGGGACUGGAUGGAGUACGCUGGAGCCCCAGGGAGAUGAGAACAAGGAUCAGAAGGUUCUCCUCAUCUUCCUCGGCUCUUCAGUCCGCUGGUUUGAGUUCUUGCACCCAGGGCAAGUGUACCGACUUGUGGCUCCAGGCCCCCCAACACCAACGUUGUUCAAGGAGGGCGGUUCGUCCUGCGUAUCUCAGCAACCUUUGGAGCUGGCUGGCUGUGCCUCCUGCCUCACUGUCCAAGAUGAGUGGACGCUAGAGCUUGAGCGUUCCCAGGACAACGUGGAUGUGUUGGAUGCAGAUAAAGCACUUUGCAAAUCCUCAAUAACUGACUUCCUCAGUGGCAACAUCACCGAUUCCUUGGUGUCUUUCUCAGCGGAGAUUUUGUCACGGACUCUGUGUGAACCACUUGCAACCUCUCUUGGAACAACGCCGGGAAGCACCGGUCCUGUGAGAGAGUGUGUGAAACUCACUGUAGCUCUCAAGAGCACUGGCUCUGAAUUUCCGCCUCACUUGAGCAUAUACAUCCAGGACCCACACCUGCCUCUCCCACUAGGACUCCUUCCAGGAGCUCGAGUCUACUUUAAACAGCUAGAAAAAAGGGUUUCCAGAUCCCACAACGUGUACUGUUGUUUCCGGUCAUCCACUUACGUACAGGUCCUGAGCUUUCCUCCGGAGACGACCAUCAGCACCCCCUUGCCUCAUAUCUACCUGGCGGAACUUCUGCAGGGUCAUCAGGCCCCCUUCCAGGCCACUGCCUCUUGUCAUAUCGUUUCUGUCUUCAGCCUUCAGCUCCUCUGGGUGUGUGCUCAUUGUACCAGCCUGUGCCCGCAGGGAAAAUGUUCUCAUCAGGGCCCUGCUUGCCCCACGCAGACAUCUGUAAGCCAGGCCAGAAUCAGGAUCCUGGUGGAAGAUGGCACUGCUGAAGCUGUGGUGACCUGUAGGGAUCAUCAUGUGGCAGCAGCACUGGGGCUGUGUCCUAGUGAGUGGACCGCCCUUCUAGAGUGUGUCCGAGCUCCAGGAAGAGUGGUCAUGCACUUCACAGGGCCUGGGGCCCAACUUGAGUCCUCAGCCAAGACAGAUGAACCCUUGACCCUCUUCCUCUGGACACUUUGUACCAGCCUCUUUGUCCUUCGCCCGAUUAUGCUUUCUUUCGAGCUUGAGAGGAAACCUACCAAGAUCCUCCCCUUAGAACCUCCCCGGCUACAGCGUUUCCAGUGUGGGGACCUUCCUCUCCUGACUCGUGUAAAUCCCAGACUUCAGUUGUCAUGCCUCUCUAUUCAGGAGCCAGAGCACCCUAGCUCUCUGGGGGCUUUUGCUGCCACCUGUUAG
Chrysochloris asiatica (Cape golden mole) is the source of this 3651-nucleotide messenger RNA. It is a transcript of the gene CTC1, whose product is annotated as CTS telomere maintenance complex component 1. Gene Ontology annotation, molecular function: single-stranded DNA binding; telomeric repeat DNA binding. The coding region runs from base 1 to 3651 and encodes 1216 amino acids. The record is from RefSeq and is a predicted model, not a curated record. Gene Ontology annotation, cellular component: CST complex. Lineage: Eukaryota; Metazoa; Chordata; Mammalia; Afrosoricida; Chrysochloridae. The transcript has 23 exons. Gene Ontology annotation, biological process: positive regulation of DNA replication; telomere maintenance via telomere lengthening.